UGUUUUUGUCUGCAAAUCGAAACGAACUAAGCCGUUUUCAAACUGUAGUCAUUUCCAAGUCUCUCAUCGAUCAUUUCUACAGUGAGAAAUCAAAAUGCAGCAUUUCGCAGAUUUGCAAAACAGUUCAGAAUUCGGUGACCCAGAUUCAUCCACCAAUGCUGUUUCUUCAGCACCUAAUUCCAAUUUGAAUCGUGACCUCUUCAACGAUCUCGUCGAAAUUGUUCCUCUCGUUGAAUCCCUCAUGGAUCGUAAAGCGAGCCGUUCGUUUACUCGUCGUGGUUCCAUGAUCUACACCAAGGCACCAGCAAGAGAAUCAUUGUAUAAAAAGGCAAUUGAUUCAAAAACCAGGAAUGUUGCUCAAUCUAUUCCUUCCGGGAAGAUAAACGACCAUGGAGCAAAAGAACAGGGAAAAAAUGACAACAGUAAUUCUGAUGCUGAUAGCUUUUCUAUGUUUUCUGGAAGAGCUUUUACAUCAGAGAAGGACAACGAAGAGUUAGCUAAAUUGAAGGAACAGGUAGAGGAACUUCAGCUGAAGUUAAGGGAGAAAGAUGAACUUUUAAAGUCAGCAGAAAAUUCGAAAGACCAGAUGAAUUCUGUUAAUGCAAAACUUGAUGAAAUGAAACACCAGGUUUCUGAAAAGGAAUAUUCACUAAAGUAUGCUCAACAACAACUCUCUGAUGCUAAGAUUAAACUUGCAGACAAGCAAGCUGCCCUUGAAAAGAUACAUUGGGAAAUGAUGACAUCCAACAAGAAAGUGGAGAAACUUCAAGUAGAGCUAGACUCUGUGCAAGCAGAUGUUUCGACAUUCACGUUGCUGCUUGAAAGCUUCGCAAAAACCGACACCGCUAAAUACACUGAUGAUUAUGACACCAAGCCUUAUGUUUUCAAUCACGUGCCUGAUAUUGAUGAUAUGGAUGAGAUGGAAUGCCAGAAAAUAGAAGAAGCGAGAAAAGCUUACAUUGCCGCAGUUGCUGUUUGCGAUGAAAAACGAGAUGAAGAAUCUGUUGCUGCCUCUGCUAAUGCUAGGUUACAUCUUCAGUCACUACUUUUCAAAUCCAAAAAUUUCAACAUGUGAUUUAAACUAAUUCAGUUUACACGUCGAGCUAUUUAGUCACUAAUGGUAAAGCAAUCCAGUCUUGGAAGGUGAGAUUUGUUUGUUUACAUGCCUCUCUGUGAACAAAAUAUAAAUAUGUUCCAUUUUAUGUAACAAAUCAAAAAACUAGAGCUUGUUUGACUAGGGUUAAAUGUGAGUCUUUGCAUUCUAGUUUUUUUCUAGUAGCUGAUUCUAAGAUGCAGUGGCUGUAUUUGUGUUAGCCUGUUGGGGCUUCGGUUAUUGUUCAAAACAGCAGCAAACUGUUACUAUCAUGAUUCUGAUUCCUCUGAGUUGUGGCUUCCAACUUCCCCUAUGUGGCUAUGUCUAUGUGUGGGCGUGUAUUCAAGUUGUCUUCUGGUUUCAUACUUCCAUUAAGUGGUCCAUAGCUAUGUAUCGACAAGCUAAACAAGUCAUCUGUAUUGUUAAUAUUUAAGCUUUUAUUUUUGUAUAAAUUCUGCAGUCAGUUUGGUUUUUGUAUACAUUCUAAUGAAAAGGUGAAAAUGUACUUGAUACUUGUUCAUAUUUUUACUAUCUACCUAUUGUAAGAGAAAAACAACAAAAUUUGCUCA
Medicago truncatula (barrel medic) is the source of this 1662-nucleotide messenger RNA. RefSeq names its product protein MICROTUBULE BINDING PROTEIN 2C. Lineage: Eukaryota; Viridiplantae; Streptophyta; Magnoliopsida; Fabales; Fabaceae. Bases 95 to 1075 code for a protein of 326 amino acids. The record is from RefSeq and is a predicted model, not a curated record. The transcript has 5 exons. Gene Ontology annotation, molecular function: microtubule binding. Gene Ontology annotation, biological process: plasmodesmata-mediated intercellular transport.